AUGGCAGAAUCCGAUGAAAGUAAGCCGUCCUUAUAACACUUACACUGUUUUUAGCUAUUCCCUUGAAAGAUCGAUAUGAAUCACUAAAGUUGCUCUGCCGAGAGCAGGUUUUAGUACGAUUACUUUUGUUUAAUUUUGAGUAUUUUUCAAGGCAAACGAGCUUCUAAAGGACGAAAUAGAACGACUCAGGAAGUGUUUUGAAGAAGUAUCGAAGCACAGAACGUACGUCACAGUAUAUUUCCAGAGUUCUCUUGUUAGUUAUCUCUUAGAGAAAUUGCUUUCGUGCAGGCACGAGUCAUCUGCUGCCGGGGAUACGGCACCCUCCAGGUGAGGACACCGGCGUUAUUUAACGUUUUCCGUAGACAAGAACAGUUUACGCAGUCUAUGUCGUCUGAGCGGCGUCCUUCGGUUUCACAGGUUCUUCUUCUCAAAUUGCUCACACUUUUUAUCAUAGCACUUAGCGUCCGUAGCCCCAUCGUCCACCUCACGACGCAAUAAAGGUAUGCACUGCCGACUGCCUAUUCUCAUUUGCACUAUUGAAUCAAAUUCGGUCGUACUUUUAGAGAUUUCCGGGUAUAGCCCUCUUUUACAGAUUUCUGCGGCUUAUUCUUUGCGGUUCUAAACGUUACUCUUUCGUAUAAUCCCUUUGCAGUCAGGGCCCGUCUUCUAUAUUUUCUUUAAAUGCUUCUUAGGCAGUCAUAACGAAUUAUCUCUGGAUGGCUCUGAUGCCGACAAUGAUUCUUGGGUAAGUUCCUGCUUUGUUGUAGCGUUAUUCUUCCAUCUUUUUCCGUCCUCCCUGUUGUGCCCAAGGACUAAGCUGCAGUUGGUCUUAAAGUUUCUCAUUUUCCCAGCUCAAUUUUUAAUUAAGCAGUUCUUAGGCUGUUAGGUUCCUUAAUUAAAUGAUAAACACGACUUUAUACAUGACCUGAUCGGUGUGACGCCUUUUUGUAAAGGGCGAAGGAUUGUUAAACAUGUUUCUUAACCGUGGGUGCACAUCGUUUUACCAUGGCCUUGCACCAGUUUGUCUUUUUAAGCAGGAUCAGGACACUGACUGUGUAAUUAUGCCCUUGGGUGUGUUUUUUUCACCGAAAACAUGCAUAUACCUCGCUUUUCCCUACUUCACUAGCAUGGCGAAUACGACAACGGCUGGGAUGACGGUCAUCAAACUCCCAAUUACAGACGAUCCGUAAAACGGCCUCCUAAAUCAAUAUCUGGUCCUAAGGCGGGUCAUCAGCCUGACAACGGCAGUGGUACACCACAAGCCUUUAAAAAGCCUCGGAUGAAUUCGAGCAUGUCAUCAGUAUCACGAGAGUACUACCCAGCAACUACCAGCCUCUCCACUCGACCUGCAGAUGAUUUCUGCGAGGAGCCGCCAUUAAUAUAUUCCUCUGCAAGGGGCAAACCCAGCACACACCCACCAAUGUCCGAUGCGCCAAUGGAGUUUCGUUUGCAGCCCUCUACAGCUGCGACUGCUCCACCUCCCCAGACCAAGAGCCGGCAGGGCGAUUUGGUCGGUGCCAGACCCAUUUCGAAGAUGGCUGGUCAUUCACCGAAAACCCCAACCAUUCUCACGUCGCCAAAUGCCGUGCACGUGUCGCCGGGGAAUCCUGCUGCCCGUUUGUUUAUUCAGAAGCCGGGCUACCUUGGACAACGCAUGCAUUAAUUUAAGUAAGUAUCGAAAGCCGCUUUUUGGUAGACCUUUCUUACACCUCACUGUAAAUUACCUUGUCAGUGUUUUAAUCUACUGUCUUUUCUGUUCAACCAGCCAGAUCUCCCGCCUGUCUGCCGGUCCGCAUUUGUACAGCACCCGACUUUGGACCACCUCAAUUCUGUUUUUAUGGACUUUACCUAAUACCCCUCACAGGCCGCGCUCUCUCCUAUACAGGACUUUGUGUAUGUUUCUCUCUCCUCGCACACCCACCUGCUCCCAUUGUAAAUGCGCCACAUUGCUGUCAGACCACUUGUCAAGAUUUUAUGGUCGUUUUUUGUUCUGCCCCUUAAUCACACCAGAUGUACUUAGACCAUGCGUCAUCAGGUCGCCUGACCGGUGUCGUCGUGUCUCAAGGCUAUUUCUCAAUGCUUGUACAAUAUGCGCAGUGCUGUGUAUGGUUUGUGUGAGACACCUGCGAUGAGUUUUAAGCUCUUUAUACUGCGUAACUUUGUUUUCGUCCUCUCCCGGCACCAGUAUUUAGAAGUUGGGCUUCAUUUUGUCAUUUUGCACGUAUGGUAGGGCACUCCUGUCUACUUAGUCACUGCCCUAAAAGCCAUCGUAUAGUACCCUCUUCGGGUCUGGUAGAGAUCCUAAGGAUACCUGGGGACUCUUGACAUCAUUUUCAUCGCCUGUCAUCUCUUCGCGUCUCUCACAGACAUUUUCGAGCCUUUGGUUGCCCCGAUGAAUGGGAAGUGCGCAUUGAACCGAAGGGAUUGUCUGACUGAUGUUUCGUAUAGCUUGAGCGACUCUUUACUUUCAAAGCGUUUAGUGCAACAAUCGAUCAGAAUUUUGAAUAAACAGCCGAAUUGAUCGGCCUUGAGCCGAUCUUUUUUUUUCCUUCGUUGCCUUGGCCUACUGGCUGUCGUUUGUGAGUGUUGGUGGCCUCCUGUGUUGUGUCGUCGCCCCAAUUGGGGUUAGUUGCGUUUGUGUCCCCCUUUUGGGUGAAUUGGUCGGCAGGCCGUUUUUGCUCGGUAUUCUUAAGCUCCGUAUGACUGCCUUGUCCUCGUCACGGCGUAUGUAGUGACGCAGGACUUUAUAGGCUACAGGAAGGUCUAGAUGCCUGUUAAUGGAGUUGGCAUCUGAGUGCCAAGCCUCAAGUGUGAGAAGUUCUGUCUUUCAGGUGCCCCGGCCUGAGACGGCUGCUCCUUGAAGGUCAAAACUGACCAGUUUCCCCGAUGUGAGUCGCAAGCUGAGUUUUGGUCUAGUUUCCGAGUUGCCAGUUUGUGCUCGUGUGGCGGGUCUGUAAUUUCCGUCUGGUUUCCCCAACGUACUUGCAGUCUCCACCGUUGCAAAGUAUUUGAUAGACAACUGCUGAGGUCUCAGUGGGUGGCAGCAUGUCUUUGGGUUGUAUCAAACGACGACGAGUUGUUGCCUGGGGUCGAUGGACAAUGCUUAACCUGGUGGUUUGUAACAGUCGUGAAACCGCCUCGGAGGCUACUUUGGUGUAAGGAAUAGCCCUCCGGACUUCGGGUUGUUCUUUUUGUGGCCUUCGUUCGUUCACUCGGCGCUUUCUUUCCCUGAUUAAGUAGUUUUGGUAUCCAUUUGCUCGAAAGAGGUCGUUAGGGUAUUGUCGUUCAACUCUUCUGUCGGUUGGCGUGCUUCGGUGUGUUUCAACUAUUUGGAAUAGAGUCUAGGAUGGGAGGUGCGGAGCAAGCAUGCUGUUAAUGCAACCGUUCUGCUGCCGAGGAUUUAAGUCCUUCGACAGGUACCUUUACCAGAAUUCUCUGUGGUUCCCCAGAAUGGGAACUUCCGCUGCUUCUUCAGUCAGAAGUUGCUCAUCCCAGUAACUUCUGUGGUUGUGCUCCAUUCGUCAAUCACAUCACAAAGUGUCUUGUCUGGAUCUUUGCUUUCGUCUCCAGGGAUGCAUCCUGACAAUAGACACGGCCAAAUAGAUAGCGAAUUCCGAAUUUACGAAUUAGUGCCAUGAUCCUAUUUACUGGGACUGGCCUGGUCUUAGUGUGUCCUUCAACUAUCCUGUAUGAUAUUACCAACCAUGGAAUACGGUCAGAGGCAUGUGCUGGCCGUGCGUACCUGAAGGAGGCUGCAACACAGUCGCUAGGGAAUUCUGAUUAUGUGUGUAGAUCAUGUGACUUGCACCUCUUACCGUCUGCUACUGGUUUUAGCGUCAUAGGUCCUUAGUAAUGCAUAUGCAUAUAUAGUGCAGACCGCGUACUGCUGAUUCUUGAGAUAUCAACGACCCAAUUGUUUGUGCUUGUUUGGAAAAUCUUGCUAAUUCAUUAACAGUUUCAUCCCCACUGGAGAUGGACGUCACGGUGGUACUGAACAAGCCGAUCGUCUAUUUGGUCCACUGGCGUUAGUGCUACUGAGGUGUCUUCGGUGUGCGCAUUGUCAAUCUUAGCCGCGGGCAUUCCUCGUGUACAGCGUCGUAGAUUCGGAAUUUAGAUGAACGGCCAGGUCUCGUCUAUGCGGUUUGGAGCGCAUGCACUUGUCGCGUUCAUUAUAGACAUGUGAACCGAUCCGUGUCCAUAUACGAUAGCGGCCUCUGCAAAAAACGCGUGAUAGGCCCUACCAAGCAGAUAGUCAACAAACAGGCUCUGGGUCAGGUCGGCACAUCUUCGACCCAACGGAUGACUGCCGUGUUGGCGAGGGCGCGCGGAUUUACUCAAACAUACGCCACUUUGGGAGGAAUAUGGACAUUAAUAACAAAUGAAAUCAUCUUAAUUUUUAACCACGGUGCUACAGACUAACCGGGAGAUUCUUGUUGCUGUCUGGCCUUUUAGAGACUCAAAGACUAAUGCACGCAAUCACCGGAGUUGAGCGGGUUAGCUAGCCACUGUGCCGACAUUACUGAAUAGCCCGGUGUGUGUUUACGACGUCGCAGAAAAUCGACCGUCAGUAGACCAGAUUUCAGAAUGCCUCUUCCAAGUCUUGACUCGAGUUGGGUCUACAUUUCGUGUCUUGACGUCGCAGAACUAGAGUACAGGUGAGAGUCAACGGCAAAUAAGUCAGGAGUAGCGCUGCUAUUUUGCCUUGCUCUCGUCAGGGUUAAUUCACGAUAGAGACGUGCUGAGGUUCAUCAGAUAGACGUAGCAAAUUCAUUCGUCCUCACUGCUUGAGUGUGAGAGUUAUCGCGUUGGCGCGAAGUCCAGUAUGCAGCACGUAUCUCCACUUCUUGUCAGAAAUGGCCGUUUCUGUCCGGGUUCCAUUCAGUCCGCCUAUGGAGGACCGCACAGUUUGUCACUUGCGGAUGCCCGCUUCUUCAGACAAAUUCAAAUAGACGUGGAUUAUAUUGAAAAAUCGUAAGAAUCAAUUUCGAGCUGGGUCUCCAUUCUCAACUCAGCCAGUAGGCGAGGCAGCAUUUCGUAUUCCAGCAACGGUGGCGUAUGAUGCCAGACUGGCGUUGAAUGCAUGAAGGUGGACAGAAUUAUACCGUUGACUACGGCCUCCCCGAAUUCAUUUAGUCGUGGUACUGGUAGGCAGCUACCAGACGAAACGGGUCUGCGGCCCUAAAACUGCAUUCAGGUCGUAGAGGUUCAAAGAAGUGUGCAGUUUUCAUCAACGCGUGAGUCGUAUGCCAACACGUAGGGCCGCGCUUUCGACCAACAGCCUUCUCUGAGGGGAGCAAGAUCACUCUUUUGAGCGCACAGUAACUUGGACCGUCUUUGAAACAGAUCAAUAAAGAGCACAUCGUCCAAUAAUGCCGCGGAACGUGGAUAGGGACUGUAGUGCGCGGAAGGACUUGACUUAAAACGGUUCGGCCGUCGUUGUCGACGUUAUACAGCGUGUGCUCCACAGCAAGAUGAGAGCGAGAGUGGUGACUUGCGCGUGAAUCAGUCCAAAGUAAGUGUGGACUUGCGCAGCAUCUACAGCACUCGCCCCUUCCCCCCCGCAUGGGCCGGGCGUCAAAACAGCGUCAGGAAGAGGGGAGGCGGGAUAGCAGGCAGGUGACUAGUACGGCGUACCGCCACACCCCGUGGUCCACAGCAUACACCGGCCACGAUUUUACGCCAAGUAAAUAAAUGGGGUGGCCCAGAUCCCAUGGUGUGAGAAUGCCAUAAAGGCCACAUUAAGGAAGAGCCGUUGAAGCAUGACCGUCAACUCGCCAAUCCGCAACUCUGCAAAAACAGACAGUGGACUGCCUGUGAGGCCUGAGCUCGGUCCUCAAUUGUCAAUUUUUAAAGCCACGGCACUUAGCGCAUGGUGAUUGUAUCAGGCUCGGAGCACACAUGCAGCAGGGCUGCCACACAAAGAAGGUACCGAGGAACACAGUUCUCAUUUACGCAAGAGGUGCCGGCUACAGGCUUGCCUUGUGUGAUGCUAAAUAUGGUCAUGGGUGUUGUAAGGGCUGAUGAGGAAAGGUGUGAUGGUAUGGUAUAGCUGGUGGUUUACUACCACGGGCAUCCAAACUUACAGGACUGCAUUUGAGUAGGCAGAGGUCGCUGACUUGCAUUCCGUGAGUCAGCAUCACAAUUCGAAUCCCCGAGAACCCAAAGUUGUCUACUUUCGAAAGCAUAAAUAUAAUGUGUAGUCGGUUUUUAGAGUUAAGUAAUUACAUUUCCUCAGUCAUUCCGCCCACGUAGGACAUGUGUGAAAUGCCUCGGAUAAUGAAAAGUCAAAAAGUCCAUGCCAACGACAUUUUAUCACAGGUGGUUUGAACAGUACUUCGGGUUUACAGAAAUGUUAGAUGAUACGGAAAUCCUAAACAGUGAUUCUUUAUUGUCGGCGUAAAAAUCGAGGAGAACAGUCCGCCAAAAAAACUGACCAUGUAAUCCAGGUUGUACUGCUCAGUGGAUUGAUUUUCAGAUACAACGAAGCCUCGCACCAGAGUCUCACAGCGAGCUAUCAAAAAGUACGGUCAAGGUGAUCGAAGGCCCUGAGGACGGGUGUUGCAAAAUAAUUCUUAUCAAAAGUCACUGGUACAUGAUGGGCGAGGGGAGAGAAUGACCUCGAUCCAAAGUUCAACUAGUGUACAUUUGCGUCAGUAUUCUCAGCCCAAGUUGAUUUUGAAUUACAAAGAGGCGUUGGAUGACGCUGUCGGGGUUGCUAUUUUCCCCAUUUAAGGCCAAGACAGAAGCUCCUUCCGAUUCACACAUAGACUUAUUUCACAAAGGCUGAAUCGAUCAACUGUUAGGUCCCGGUACCAUUCGAACGCUCCUGGUUAGAUGUCAUUUGCACACUAGAUAAAACCUCAUGUCUCGAGGGGCACAUUGUCAUUUUCAAUUUUAAGCUCCCUUGACUGGAACAACAUCCUAGCGGUAUUCAGGAUAAUGUGCAGUAUAUAGAUCGCUAUUACACAAUACGCAAAAAUGAAAAGAAAAAAUUUAUUGGCCGGACGUUUCGGAUGCUCACUCAGACCCGUCAUCAGAGAUAGUCGCAGAAUGAAUCCCCCAUGGCAAUUAAAUCGCGUUAGGCUAAGGGUCAUCAUUCCGAGCCUGUCAAUAAGUUAUUUUAAAAUAAUGAAGCCUAUCCUGCCAAAAAUGCAAUCAAAACGUUUUAAGUGCGUUUAUAUAGUAUAUUUUAGGCACUUUACGAAUAUAAACAUUGUUUCCUAACCUUGUGUACUGUUCUAGUUUUUUUUUACUUAGGCACAUUUUUUAUCACGGGGCAAAGUUCGCCUGCUGAUAUAACGGGUUUUCCAAAUCUCACUCCCCGCCACAAAGUUAACUGCCACCAAUGUUUGAAUCCAACUGUGCACCACAAUCGCAGCACAGGGAGUUGUCUACAUGUUGCAGAAGUUCUUGUAAAUUGGUGUAUGUAGAGGCGUGGACAUAAUCUGAUGGUCGUUCAGUCGCAAAGACCUUAAAAAUGUCGACAAUGUGGUGAAUUUGGGGAUGAAGGACAACCACGAAGGAGUCCUCAGUCCUAUAGACGGUGGAGAACAAGUUCUCAUAAGUACAUUCAUGACUUGGGCCUGGAUGAUGAGUUAAUUGUGAAGUUUAUAAUCUUCGAUGCAGACAAUGAAUUUAAUUUUUUUGGACGGAUAGCCCUGUCCCUCGAGUUUUUGAGUAGAUGAGACAUGGUGAUUGGUUGCUAGAGCUGGAACUCUAUUGAUUUCAAUGAGAACAUCUCGAGUAUGAGGCCCUAUUGUAAAUCCUCGCCCGCUCUUGUCAGUCGGCUGCUGCUACUUACGAGCACCUGUAUUUGGGAGGGAGGAACGCCUGUCUUUCACCAUAUCCAUGUUGUCAACGCACGGAAUGUCUGAGUUAGGCAUUUCCGAGCACACUGCAACCCGACAAAUCAACUAACUAGCUAUACAAACAUCUCCGUCGCCACGCCGACACCGACCCCACGACAACCACCACCACCACCACCACCACCACCACCACCACCACCACCACCACCACCACCAACACCACCACCACCACCACCACCACCACCACCACCACAACCACCAUCAUCAUCAUCAUCACCGCCAUCUGUCAUCACACCCCUGAUGCCACCACGUCUCAGUCGAUGUCAUCGACCCCCUCCAUCCCAUCUAUCACCCUGUCACAGCCCACGCGACGAGCACCAACACCCCUCCAACCCCCACCACCGAUAAGAACAAUCUUGACGCCUCGUCAACCAACACCCUCACCGUCCCCACCACCAGCAAUGGGGACUCCAUCCAAACCUGUCCCCAUUACGAUCGCACAUUCGUCUCACGCAUCAACCUGA
Spirometra erinaceieuropaei is the source of this 8329-nucleotide messenger RNA. Lineage: Eukaryota; Metazoa; Platyhelminthes; Cestoda; Diphyllobothriidea; Diphyllobothriidae. The record is from the annotation of a GenBank genome assembly.